CGUCCGUCGUCCGUCCGCGUCCGCGCCUUCACCGCGCGCGUCGCGAUGUGGUCCAGCCGAGACUCGCAAGCGACUCGUAUUUCCGCCAAAAUCCCGUCAACAAGCCGGAACGAGAACUGAGACUGAGAGUUUCUUCGUGCCGUCUCCUAUGUUGUUUCGAUUGAUUAUAUUCAACAAAUUUGUCACUUAAUUGAGUAAGAUGUAACGCGACGAAAAAUGCGACGCGGAGUUUCUUAACUCGGGAAGAUUUAGAAGAUCUACUUCACGCAUUAUGACAGAUAUAUAACAAUAAAAUCGCGUUAAUAGCUUAUAGUAGUUUGCGAGAAAAAGAUAUGGAAAUCGCGGCUCGAUCAGCGUCAUCUUUUUGAACAAUGACGCAUUUUAUCGCACUCGAGUGCCCCACCGUUUCAUCGCUCAUCCUGUGUCGCGCGAGAUAAGAGUCGACCAUGGUGGACAAAUUGCACGAGUACGAGGGACUCACGGGUAGGAUUCACGGUGUUCGCGAGAGUAUCAGGGAACGAUGGAGCGUGUGGAAAGAAUGGAAAAACGGGUUGAAUCUGGAUCAAGGUCUGGAAGGGCUGAGACAUCAUUUACGGGGGCCGCCCAAAUUGGAGCGCACCUUGAACGACUAUUCUCACGUCUACAGGAAGAAAACUCGCGCCGAACUGGUGAGGGUGUCGGCGGCCGUAAUGGGGAUCGAGUUUUCGUACGCGGCGGAGACCGCUUUCGUCUCGCCGACGCUGCUCAAGAUCGGCGUCGAUCACCAGCACAUGACGCUAGUGUGGGCGCUUAGCCCCCUUGUGGGCUUCUUCGUGACGCCGAUUCUUGGCAGCGUAAGCGACCGCUGUAGGCUCAAGUACGGCAGGAGGCGGCCCUUCAUCCUCCUGUUGGCCCUCGGAGUUUUCAUAGGUCUCAUCCUGGUGCCAAACGGUGAACACAUCGGCUACGUGUUCGGCGACACGCCGAUCCGCACGAACGAGACAAUCCCACUCGGACAUCGCACAACGGCGAAGCUGCCCGAGGAAGUGACGGCCGGGCCGGUUGGAAGGGCUUCCUCGCACUCCUGGGGUAUCUUCUUCACUAUUCUCGGCACGGUGCUGCUCGACUUCGACGCCGACGCCUGUCAGAGUCCGGCGAGGGCGUAUCUGCUCGAUGUCACUCUACCCGAGGACCAUGCCAAAGGUCUAAGCACGUUCACCAUAAUGGCAGGCUUGGGCGGCUUCAUGGGCUACGGACUGGGCGGCAUCAAUUGGGACGCCACGUCGCUCGGUGUUAUGCUGGGCGGACAUCUGCACGCGACCUUCACUCUCAUCACGAUCAUCUUCGUCAUCUGCGUCAUAUGUACCAUUACCAGCUUCAAAGAGAUUCCUCUCGAGCUACUCGAGCGAGAUCAGUGCCGGCAAAUGGACGAGUCGAAGACUCAGGAAGAGAUUCAAGGAGCAGAGAAUAAGCAAGACGAACGCGAGAAGAUUGUCCCCGACGAGUCGAGAACGUACGGCGCGUUCGACGCUGAGCACGAGACCGAUCUCUCGAAAACGGAAGAACUCACCCGCCGUUCGCUCCAGACGCAAUCCUCCGAUCAGUCCGAGGAGCCAGCCUCCGAGGGCAGCCACGUCAAUUACGGCUUCGACGACGUCGAGAACGGAGCGGGCCGCAAGGCGACCCUGAAGGAGUACCUGCUGUCCAUCGUCUACAUGCCGCACAGUCUACGCCUGGUCUGCCUGACGAAUCUCUUCUGCUGGAUGGCGCACGUCUGCUACUCCCUGUACUUCACGGACUUCGUGGGCGAGGCGGUGUUCGGCGGGAAUCCGCGGGCGCCCGCGGACACCGUGGAGCGCGAGCUCUACGAGGAGGGCGUGCGAUUCGGGUGCUGGGGCAUGUCCAUGUAUUCGCUGUCCUGCUCGUGCUACUCGCUGAUCAUCGAGCGGCUGAUCCAGCGUUUCCGAGCGCGUAAAGUUUACAUCUACGGGCUGCUGUUCUACAGCGUCGGCAUGCUGCUGAUGGCCCUGAUGAAGCACCCGGCCGGCGUCAUCAUCUUCUCGUGGACCGCCGGCGUCAUGUACUCCACGCUGUUCACCAUGCCCUACCUACUUGUGGCGCACUACCACGCGUCCUCGACCUUCGCCCUGACGACCGCCGGCGACGCGGUGUCCGGCGGCUUCGUGCGCGGCCUGGGGACCGACGUCGCCAUCGUCUCCUCCAUGGUGUUCCUCGCGCAGUUCCUGCUGUCCUGCUGCCUGGGCACGAUCGUCAGCCUCACCGGCACCACCGCGGCGGUGGUUUACGUCGCCAGUGUCCUGGCGAUGUGCGGCGCGGUCUCGGCCACGCGGAUCAUGUACCUGGACCUGUGAAUCUCGCUCGUCGAUCGCACGGAACGUUAACCUGUUGAUUGAUUAUGUUUCAAUAAUUGUCCAUGAAUCAACUUCGCAGAAAAAAAAACUAGAAUAAUUGUUACAUUCGAAGAUGCAAAAUUUUCCGUUAGUUGCAAAUAAUGGCUUAGGAUAAUAAGCGAGCUAUUAAGGAAAACAAUAGAUAGAUUUGUAAGAUAAUGGCCAAUUAAUCGUCACUGUAGUAAUUGUUAAUCAGUAAUUGUCAAUUUAGUGAUCUCAUCAUCCGAUUAUGGUUUCGUCCGUUUCGCAAAACUUUGAUGUUAUCGUUUUAACAUAUAUAUAUAUAUAUAUAUAUUUUACUAGUGAAAUAAAUUUACCGCGAUUAAUGUUACAAACUGUUAAAUGUUUCUGAGGUGCGUCUACUGAUUGAGUAUAGUCGCCUAAAUAUUUAUUCGCUCUAAAACUGGUACAUAAUAUCUUCAUUAAUAACGACAGAGGACGGAUGUGUAUAAUUAUAUAAUUGUAUACAAUGUGUGUAACGUAAACAAGUAAACGAUCGAUCAAUAUAUCAAGCCCAAGUUGAACGGA
Molecule: messenger RNA, 2918 nt
Organism: Wasmannia auropunctata (little fire ant)
Lineage: Eukaryota; Metazoa; Arthropoda; Insecta; Hymenoptera; Formicidae
Gene: lovit
Product: proton-associated sugar transporter A-like
Exons: 8
Coding region: 447-2351 (634 amino acids)
Cellular component (GO): membrane
Molecular function (GO): sucrose:proton symporter activity
Source: RefSeq, a predicted model, not a curated record